AUGAAGCAAGAAGCUGACAUUAUUCGUAUCUAUGAGUAUUAUCCGUUUACGGCUGAGUAUUGCGGAAAUGUUGAACCGAUUACAUUCUUCAAGAUACAAAAGAAUAUAAGCGAUAUAAGUUCUUUCAAUCUAUUCCCGGAUCGACUUCGUAAUUUUUACAAUUGUACUCUCAAAGUCGGUACUUUUGAAAUAAAACCAUUCAUCAUCAUAAAAUCGACUCCUUGCGAACCAAUCGUUAGUGUUGAAGGAAUAGAAGCUCGGCUAAUUCAAUUGAUUGCUAGAAAAUUAAAUUUUCGAAUAAAUUAUGUUUUGCCUCCGGAUAAUAAACAGUGGGGAUAUAUUGGACCUAACAAUAGUAUCAGCUUGAUGAAAAUGAUUCAGGAAAAAGAGGUGGAUUUCGGAAUCGGUUCCAUUGCGUUUACUAAAUCGCGACACGAAUAUCUGAAAGUAGGAGUGGCCCAUCACACCACAAAGGUAGUUAUUGCGAUUCCCGAUGGCCGCUCCUAUACGGCCGUUGAGAAACUGAUUCGUCCAUUCGAUGAUUCCGUGUGGUGUGCUCUACUGUUCGUUAUAUUUAUCGCAAUCAUCGUUAUUAUGUGUAUACAGCAUUUUCAACUGCAAACAUCAUUAUUAGGACGGCAUCCAACAUUGAGUAUAUUUGAAGUCAUGUUCGGGAUAUCGCAGAAAAGUUUGCCCCAAAAUAAUGUUCCCAGAAUAUUACUCUUCACGUGGAUGUAUUACUGUUUUGUAAUUCGAAACGUCUACCAAGGCCUGAUGUUCUCCAUCCUACAAGAAGAUCCACAUAAACCUCCUCUGGAAAAUAUAGAUGAAGUUCUCAGUGAAGGACUUUAUUUCUACAUGAACAACGUGGCUCGAAGAUUUUUUCUCAACAUGCCUGAAGUUCAAGAUAGAAUCAUUGACCUGCCCAAUCAAAAGGACAAUCUCUUGCAUGCACUCAGUGAGCUGGCUACUCAUCGAUUGCAUGGAGUAGUGGUCGUCCCAAUCGACAACAUCGCCUACUUUAACCGACACAAUGCUAAAUUGGGAAUGGUUCACUGCCUGAAGCAAGCAAUUGCCACCUACCCGAUCGGUGUACAUUACCCUAAAAAUUCUCCGUUGACAAAAAGUUUCGAUGCGCUUUUCGAAAGCUUGCUGACAUCAGGAAUAUCGUAUCAUUGGGCGAAAAAUUAUGGCAACUACGACUUUCUGAAAUCCAAGAAAUACAGUUCCAAUAACAACGAGCCAGCCCCACUCAAUAAUAGCCAUUUGAUCGGUUGUUAUUUGAUAUACGUGGGUUUGCUUCUUAUUUCAUUGAUUGUUUUUGUAUGCGAGCAAGUCAUCUACAAGUUAAUGGUGCAUCAACACUUUAAAAAGCAACAAAAGGAGUUUGCCAAAUUUAAAAACCAUCAUAUAGCAUUUUGUCAUUAA
Molecule: messenger RNA, 1428 nt
Organism: Uranotaenia lowii
Lineage: Eukaryota; Metazoa; Arthropoda; Insecta; Diptera; Culicidae
Exons: 2
Coding region: 1-1428 (475 amino acids)
Cellular component (GO): membrane
Molecular function (GO): glutamate-gated receptor activity
Source: RefSeq, a predicted model, not a curated record